Molecule: messenger RNA, 22177 nt
Organism: Lutra lutra (Eurasian river otter)
Lineage: Eukaryota; Metazoa; Chordata; Mammalia; Carnivora; Mustelidae
Gene: LRTM3
Product: coiled-coil domain containing 168
Exons: 4
Coding region: 71-22093 (7340 amino acids)
Source: RefSeq, a predicted model, not a curated record
CCCUGCUGCACUUGACCAAGACACUAAGCAGCACCCCAAAUUUUUUUCUGGCAGAGCAUUGCAUGUGGUUAUGAAAUGGGCAUACCACCUUUUUGUGUUUCGGGGCAUCCGGAAUCGUAACCUUAAGAAUGAACCAUCAGUCUAUCUCAUAUAUUACACUAAAAUGGCAAAGCAAUUUUAUUUCUUUAAAAAAGCAGGGCAGAAUAGGCUGGAAGAUAAUACAUUCUGGACAUUGUGGGAACUUUUAGAGUCCUGGACUCAAAAUGAUUGGAUAGCAAUCUUUUUCAUAAUUUUCCUAGGGAUUAUUUUUGAGAUCAUACUCAUAAAGAUUUGUUCAUCCUUUAAUAAGAAGCCUACACUUCCAGAAAAGGGUAGUUCAAGUGCCCAGAAGAAGGAAGACAGUUGCCUGAAAAGCACGAGAUUUGAUAACUGUCCAACUCCUUCAUCUUCUGAGGAAAGAAUUAAAGACUCUUCAGAAAGAACAAUUACUUCAUCACUUACCUCUGAAGAAAAUGAAGGUGACUUUGAAGACAGAGUUUCAACAGUAGAUGAAGUAAUAUGGUCAAGUACCAGUGAAAGUAAAUAUCAAGUAAGUCACUUUAGUGAAAGUCAUAUGAUAUCUUCAAAUGGGACUAGUUCAUCUUUGUCACUGUUUCAUUCAGAAGUAAAGAAAUUUUUUCCAAGCCAUGGAGGGUAUCCAGAAAAUGAACAUGAAACAAUACAAUUUUCAUCCAAGAAAUUAUUUUCAAUAAUGAAAACCAACAAAAAUAAAAAUUUAGUAUUUUCUUCUGACUUUAACUUUUCAAGAAGUUCUAGAAUCACUGUAGGAAGUGAAGAUAUCGAUGUGGCACCAUGCCCUUCUGCCCACUUAUUUCUUUCUAGGGACCAAGUCAGACUUCUGGAAGAAAAUGUGAGAAAUCAAAUUGCUUUAAAAUCCAAAACUACAUUAGAGAAUAAAAUUACUUAUCUGUACUCAAGACUUCAAGAGUCCUUGAUCCAGAAUCAACGUUCUGUUAGAAUGGGUAUUUCUGCCCAACCACAAGAUUCUUUUGCAGGACAGAAUCCUCCUCAGAAUCAAGAUUUUUAUGAAACCAGAUUUACUAGUCAAGCCCAACAAUUUGUUAACAACCAAGAAUCAACUAAUAGCCAGCCUGAUAUCAUGGCCAGAUACUUUGCGCUACCUCAGGAUUUGAUAAGGAAGUCAUUUUCCAGCAGCAUGCAAGACUCCUCCCAGACCCAAGAUAUGGACAGAAACCAACAUUUGGUCGAUGUCUCAUAUUCUGUUGAGACUCAAGAUUCAAUCAAGGGCCUAGAGUCUGAUAAAAACUUCAGUGAGGCCCAGUAUUCUGUUUGGCUUAAAGAUUCAAAUAAGAUUAAAUAUUUAAUUAAGGGGCAAAAUGCUAUUUUUAAGAAUGCCAGAUUUCUAGUUUUAACUCUAAGUCCAGAUUCACUUGCAGAAGGGGUGCUGCAAAUGGAGAGUGUAAAGCCAGGGGGACAGAAACAAAUUGCUUCAUCAGAAUUAAGUCAGUAUUCUGUAUAUGGCUCAGGGCCUCUUUCACCUAUCCUUAAAAGGCAGAAAAACAGGAGAAAAGCAUUACACAGUACGAGUAAACUUAGUCUCAAAGUUCCAUCUCGAAAGUCAAAGAAAACACCAACUCCAUGGGUAUUUCAAAUGACAGUAUGUCACACUUCAAAACCUAGCAAGUUAGGAUGCACGUAUAAUGCUAAGGAGAAAGAAUUACAUCAAAGGAAAGGUAUAUCAGAUACGGCUUUGCAUCUUACGUAUGUUUCCAAGCUUAUUCCUCCCUAUGUUAAGAAGUAUUCCAGAAAAAAACUAGUGAGAGUCAUGCCAGGUGUAACGGGAUGUAGACAUUCUCUGUCAGCAGAUGCAGAGAAUGUUGAUUACCUGGGGUCUCUUGAGAAAAGAGGAACCUCGGGCAGUACUAAAAAUAUAAAGGAGCAUGACGGAGAAAAUAAAGGACAAAAAACCAUUUUACCAAAAAUCCCACUUCAGCUAGAACAGUCUUUCAUGGUCAAUACUUUUCAACUAAAAUCACCUUGUUCUUCCUCGAUAGAUAUGACCUGGAAGAAUAAAGAGCCUCUUAGAGACCCAAUUAUACAAGCAAAGGAAAUCGGUAUUGCAGAGUUUCAUGCCCCCAAUAGUAAAAAAACAUCUGACCUGCAUAUUCCCAAGCAGGAGGCCCCUUUAAAAGAAGCUUUAUCAGAACCUUGGCAAAAAUGUGUCUCCUCUACGGAAGUGGAAUCAAACAGGAGAAUGAAAACACAGGAAGACCUAAAAAAUACAGAGAAUUCCCAUCUUCCACUUUCAAGUGGAGAGAAGUUACCAACUAGUUCGCCAGAAACGAAAAGGGACUUUCCACAUGGAAACAUACAAAAGCAAAAAGAUCUUCUAGAAAUUGCUCUGGAGACCUCAGAGGUUCAUCUACUUAUUUCACUAGGAAUCAAAGAGCAUAAGGCCAGUGAACAAUUAACAAGCGUAAAAACUCAAGAGAGUACAGAAGAUGUAAUUAUGAAGGAAAAGAAACCACUACUAACAUUUCGUAUUACAGAAUGUGAUAACCUGAGUGAAAGUGAGGGACUGGAACAUGACACGAGAGGCAACAUAAAAAACAUGCAAGGCAAAAGGAUCUUUGCUACACUUCACAAUGCCACUGACACUAUCAUUUCUGAACCACCUGAUGUGGAAGUGCAUAGCAGAUUAAAAGCCAAGAUAGAUACAUCAACAACAGGGGUUAGUCAUUCAAUGGCAACGAAGAAAUUACCAGACGAAAAGAAAACAUGGGAAGCAAAGUACAUUGAGAAGAAAUGUGUAUCUAACAAGCCACAAGAACAUGACAGAGAAGAAGAACAACAAACUUGUCAAGAAGCAUUUCCACAGCUGACUCAAGAUUCCGGCCUCAGCCUGCGACUGAAGCAGAAGCUGAAAUACGUCAGAUUUAAAAUAAAACAGAGCAGUUCAGAAAGUAGAGAAACUCAAAAUGAAGAGCAAGAGGUGCAACCACAAACUCUUCCUACAGGAACAAUUCUGGGGACUAGUCCAUGCCCCACGACGGGUCCAUUUCGAGUUGAGGUUAAGCAAAGCAGACACAGACCUACGGGCAGAGGAACUGCAGAGCCAGAGAAUCCUCUUCCGGGGCUGGAGAACUCACGAGCUGGCGAAGUUUUGACUGAAACAACAGAAUGUGGUGUCCCCUUUGGUGGAAGCCCCAGAAGGAUAACAGAGGAUCAUAUUACAGAAGAAAAGGCAGACCUCCAACAAGUUUUACCUGCAGCUGCUCUGAGGUCCUUCAUUAUCCAGAUGCUUCCUUUAUCAUAUUUAAAAAGACAGCAAAUCAGAAAAAAAUUGUCGGGUGCAAAAGGGGUACUCCGUCCCAAAUCUAUAAUUAUGAAAGUAAAGAGGCCAACAAAUUUACUGAUGCCCAGUAUUAGUAGGCAUGGUACUGCAAGUCUUAGGAAAAGAUUGAGCGGCAGUUUUAAAUCCUUAAUUAAAGAGAUGCUGCAAGAUAAAAUUGUGGCAGAUGAGCUUGUGAGUGUUACUUACCCUCGCCAAAACAUGUCUGUUUUGCCUUGGAUUAGAACACAAAGCAGAUUAAAUGCAGAGAAUCUCAGUCAGACCAAGCUAAAACAAGAGAAAUCAGAAGAUGAAAGGAUAGAAAAGUAUUCAGAUUCUAUUAAUAAAGGCAGUGACUCUGGCAACACACUAGAAGUUAAAUUGCAAGACAAAGUGAGAGGAGACAAAGAAGCUCCACCAGAAGCAGUCCUUCAUGACAGCCGGGGCCUCCGAUCGGAUGCCAAUCCAGAGAAGGAAUUCAAAACAGAGGAAGAAAUACCUCCACCAGUUACAUCCUUGGAAACCCUUAUGGAGUCGGUUUACUCUCCCGUAAUAGACCUAGUUCAUGUUGAGAAUAUGAAGAAAAGCCUAACAACACAAGCUGACUUAAAAUGCAGUGCAGAUUCUGAGACACCUCUCCCAACAUCAGAGACACCUCUCCUAACAUCAGAAAAAUCACUGGCUGAAGACCCUUCAAACCAAACCAGAGAAAGUGAUGUUCUAGAUUAUGGAAGUGAUACAAGGGAAAUGGGUUACUUUUCUGCAGAAACAAAUUCUGCAGAAUUACCAAAAGAUUUAUCAACAACCUUUCCAGAGACUUUUAACUGCCACAUGCCUAAUGCAACUCAUUCCAAAAUCAAUAAAAACAAAGUAAGAUUCUCAUACACAGCAAGUUUGGUGAAGUCUAGACCUGUAGAUUCGAAGACUGUGAAGCCAUCAAUUUCACAAGUAUUUAAUAGCACAGGUCAGAGAAGGACACUGGACUCCAAAUGUAAGGCAAAGUUGGAGAAGAUCAACCAAGCUAAUGGACUGGUAUAUGAAUUUAUAAAUACCCUUUACUCUCCCAUGCAGAGCUUCUGUCCUGCUCAGUUAAAGCAAGGGGAAUUAGAGGAAGUGAGACCACGGUAUGUUGAUUUCUUUGACAAGAGCUAUGCGUUCCAUAACCAAGAGGAAAAAGUGGAAGGUGGAGAGGAAGUAGAGCCAAAAACUUUGCUAGAAGCAGCUUCACAGCAUACCCAGUAUCUCUGGCCCAAUGCCUCUCAAGGGAAGGAGACCCACCUUGAUGAACCAGACUCAGUGCUGGACUGUUUAACACAGGAGCUGCCUGUUCAUGAGCGAGAUGUGCAGCAGCAAGCAUGGUUUGCACAAACUGCACUGCCUACUGGCCCCCAGAUGGGUCCUAGAGAAGCUGAGGAACUCAAGAAAGUCAGCAAAACAGAAAAUGACAUAAUAGCCCCUAUGGGCCCAAAGAUUCCACCUCCCAAAGCAGAGAACUCAUCAUCUGAUAUACACUUCAACACCAUGACUAAGGGUGGCUUACCAUAUGGUGGAAACCCUGAGAGGGUACUAGAUUCUUAUUUUGUGGAAAACAAUUCAGAGGUACCAAAAGAUUUGCAAGCGACAUGCCUGACUUCUUUUGGUUCUAUUGAGCCCUUUGUUUCUAAAUCUGAAAGAAAGAAAAACACAUUAGAAUUAGGAAGGAAGCACAGAACAGCAAGUCACAGAUACAGAACUAUCAGGGGGAAAAAGCCAUCGGUUUUACAUACACUUAAAGGCACACAGAGCAAGGGACUGCAGUGCAAUUUUAAAACAAAGAUGAAAAAUCCACAACAAAAUAAAAACAGAGCAGAUGCAUUUCUCAGUGUCAUUCAGUCCAACAUGCCUAUUUUGUCCAACACCAAAAUGAGUAGCAGGUUGAAUGUAGAGACAGAUAUGCAGAGGAUAGCAAGACUUGAUUAUAUGCAGCCAAUGCAAGACAAAUUGCUAAAUGGAAGAAAAGUGUGUUGCCCAGAUUAUAUUGUGAGUACUUUAACUGACAGUGUGAGAGAUGAGAAAGAGGAGGAAGGGAAACAUGAAACUUUACCAGGUCCAGAGAAUAGCCGAGACUUUAUAUUCAGUGCAUAUCAGAGGAAUUGUGACCUUGUCAAAUCAGAUGAGGAACUGAAACAACCGCGAAGUAUAAAUUCUCAGGUACAACCACAAAAACAUGGUUCACAAACUAUUUUAGGUUCUGCUUCAUGCCCCAUAUUGGAUCAGUUUCGAUUUGAAAAGCUGGAGAGUUAUGCUAGGUUUUUACCUCCAGAGUCAGGGGGAGCAAAGAUGGAUGAAAUCAUUUUUUCUGCAAGAGAAUACGGUGUCCCGUCUGAAGCAAAUCAUCAAAAGGAAGACGCUGGUGGUAUUGAAAAGAAAGACACAGUGACUUUUGAUUUCCGCAUACCUGCUUUAUCUACAUUCAGAAGGAAGAAAAAUUUUAAAAAAUACUCAGGCACGAAAACUUUAGUGAAUCUCAAAUGCGGAAUUUUAAAAGCAAAGAAACCGUCAGUUUCAUACAUAUUCAGUAUGAAGGGUGGUGCCGGCCCAAACCAUAGAAAAGAAUUGGGAUAUAACUCUACAGCCAAAAUGGAAGAGAUGGAUCAAGGUGAAAAAGUGGCAGCUAAACUAUAUUCUUUCACGGAUAGUACACCUGAGGUUAAUAUGUAUAGCAAGACAGAAAGAGGAAAAGGUAUGUUAGGAGAGAGAAGUUUCAGUUCUAUACAAGUAAAGCAAGUCUUAUCACCACAGGAAGAGGAUAUUAUUUCAGAUGACACUAAAGAGAACAGUCUUCAAGAUGCAGAAGAAGAAAGUGAGCAGGAGCCAUUAGAAGUAAUUCUACAGCACAGCCAACACUUCAAAUUCCGUUCAGGCCACAAGGAAGAACUUGGUUUUCAUCAAUCAGAAAACCAAGGAAGUGGGAGAAUUCUGUUUGUUACUGAACAAGACAUCUCACAACAAAUGCUGCGUCCAGAUUCAGUGCAGGGACAGAAGCCGAAGAAAAGCUACCAGACACAAAGUGGUGCGACAUAUACAGUAAGUUCACAGCUUCCUUUUCUAAAGUCAAAGAAAUCACUAAUUGAUCAAGUUUUAAUGGAUCCUAAGUGUCCACUUAGGACAAGUGACCCAAGUGUUGGGAGUCAUAAGGGGGAAUUUUACAGUCAUGAUAAAGAGGAAAAUGCAGAGUUUAUAAAAGAUCUCCAAGCAAAUGUCCUGGAGUCUUUGGUCAUCUCCACACCUGGUCUAUCUGAAUCUAAACUGCAGAGAAAGACAUUUGCAUGUACAGCCUUAAAAAAUAAAAUUAGUCCCAGAUGUGUGAUUAUGAAGGCAAAGAAGACACCAGUUUCACCAAUAUUUAAUAUCUCAGGGAGUGGUUGUCUAAAAAACCUACGUCCAAAGACCCUGAAAUCACAGAUUAUUGACUUGCUAAUUCAUAUAAAAUGCUCUGGGAUCCUGGAAGAUCUUAUUGCAGAGAGAAGGAAAGGAUUAGCACAAGAAUUACCAGCAACACGUCUGGAGUCUUGGGAUUUAUCCACACUUGCUUUACCUGCAUUAAAAAGAAAGAGAAGCAAUUUAAAGUAUAUAGACAAGAGAAAUAAAAUGAGUCUUGAAUGGGUAACUUCAAAGGCAAAGAAGGCAGUGAUUUCCCAGACACUCACUAUCACAAAACGUGGCACACCCAGCCAUAGAAGGCAAUUCACAUGCAACUUCAAAAUCAUGAUGAAACAAGGGAAACCCACGGCCGACAUGAGCCUAAAAGCCACCUCCUCUCCUCUUCCUGUUUUACUUGACGUGAAAAUGCAUAACAGAAUGAAAGCAGAGUCUGAUGUGUCCUGGAAAAUGAGAUUCAGUCACAAACUGCAACAGCAAGAGGAAUCACCAGAUGGAGAGAGAGCCUGCUAUGCUGACUCCAGUGAUUGGAGCCGCCGCGCCUCCAAUGACACGACGGAGGUCAAAGACCCGUGUGAAGAGGCAGCCCCAUGGAGUUCUGAACACCCCAGCUUCAUUGCUGGUAAAAUGAAGGAGCUUUACGUUGUGAAGUCAGAACUAGAACUGAAGAACUCAGCAAAGAUAAAAAUCCCAGAACCACUUAACACAGCCCUGGAGCUGCAGCAACAAACAUUUCUCACACAAAGUGUAUUACAAUCUGUUUCUUGCUCUAUUUUGAAUUCCCUGCCCUUUGAGAAGCAACCGAAAAGAACAAAAACACAAAAAGGUUUACGAUAUGCAAAGAGUCCAAAGAUUUUAUCUCCAGUGCUAGAGAAAUCAAUUCCUAAAUCUUUAAUUGUUACAGCACAGAGUGACAUCCCAGCUGAAAGAGGCCCUAGAAAGGAACUUGCUAGAUCUCCAGAGGAAAAGAUAAGGUUGCGAAAGGAUUUACAAGGGAGAACCCGAAAGGGCUUCGAUUUCUCCCUGCCAGCGCCAACUGAAUUUGAAGGUGGGAGUAAUGCAGCACAAAUCCCCAAGUCUAGAAAUGGGAAGGCAAAAAUGGCAUCAAUUUUAAAGGCAAUCAACAUCGCUAGGUCUGGUGCUCUUAGUCAUGGAAAGGAACAGGACGUUACCUUGGAAAACACGGCCAAAGAAACACCUCAAAGUACGUCAGAUACAUUUUUGAAUACCUUCCCUUCACCGACACCCAUUUCACCUGCCAUCAAAACACGUAAAAAAGUAAAAAAGAGAGACCUAUUAAGAAAUAAAAGCAAUAUCAUACAGCCAGAACAACAUGAAGGGGAAAGACUCUGUCCCUAUUCUUCUAAUAAAUGGAGCAGCUCAAGCAGCACAUCAGAAUCAAGAUGGCAAAAUAGAAAAGAAAGAGAGGACGACCGAGUUUUAUUUGAAGCAGGUCUACAAUUCCUGUAUAAUACAGGAAGGAGAAAAGAUCAAAAUAUGCUUCUUACGGAGGAGGACGUGCAGCAACAAACACUGGUUUCAGAAAGUAAAUUGGAAGCUACUUGUUCUCCUCCGAUUCCAUUUCAAACUGAGGAGCUGAGCAAGACUCUCCCACCACAAGAAGACAUACCAAAUGGAACAGAGCAAAAGAUUCCAUUUCCAAAAUCAGGGAAAACAACGUUUGACUACUUAGUUGAUGAAACAGAGCGUAGUACUGUGUCUGACGGGAGCCCUGCAAGGAAGCUAGAUGUUCACGUUGCAGUUUCCCUACAACCUGAAGAAGAAGAAGAUGUUAUAAAAACUCCAAAAGUAAUGAUGCACAGAGUUGAUCAAAAUAUCUUACCUACCAAAUCAGGGAACACAGUACUUGGAGAUCCAGGUGAUAAAAGGUCUGGAAGGAAGAAAAGUGGUCCCAUUGCCAAGAAACAUAGAAUGCUGCAAAGAGAUUUACUAACAACAUCCACAGUAUCUCUUUCAUUUGACUCCGAAAGUCAGGAGAAGAUAUUAAAAUUUCCAAGAAGGAAAAAUCGUAGGGGUCCCAAAUGUGUAACCAUGAAGGCAAAGAAGCUUCUUUGUUCACAGAUGCUUAAUAUCACUGAGCAUGAUCAUCUCUACUGUAGAAAGGAACAGGACCACAACUUAAAAUCUAUAAUAAACGACAUGCAACAGAAUAAAAGCACAGCAAAUGCAUUUUUGUCUCCCAUGCCUGUUUCAACUGAUAACAAAAUAGAUAUUGAAAUGCAUAUCACAUCAAAAGCAGAGGCGGGUCAACCAAGAGUAAUACCAUACAGCUGUACUUCUGCAGAGCUAGGGAAAUCAGCAUGUGAUGGGGAAGUGUGGAAGGCCAACUCAACUGAUCCACAAAACAGAUCAAGCAACACAAUGAAAAUGAAUGUGCACCAUGAAAAGGAAGAGGAAAAUAUCCAAAAAAUAUUAUCGGAAUCAGUCCCACACUAUAAGCAACACUUCAGUUUCAAUGCCCAUCAUAUGAAAUAUCCUGGUUCUUACCAAUCAGAAUCUGAACUGAAUAAUUUAGAAGUCAGAAGCACUUGGAAUUUGUCUUGUGCAGCACAAAAAAUGAGGCCAGAAAAACGCUUUAGAGGAACUAUUUUGAAGCCCGUCUCUAGACACGUGAUGAAUUUUCAAGUUGAAAGAGUGAAAAAAAGUCUUCAUACUCAAGAAGGAAUUAAAUGUAUGGGAGGAAGAAAGACUCCAUUUCCGAAAGCAAGGAAAUCAGAGACUGGUUCAAUACAAUGUGGUGUUCUCUGGGAUGGAAAUCCUAGGAGAAAAUGCGAUAGUUGUAUUUUUGAGAAAAAGGCAAGGAAUCAAAAUGACUUCGUAAGAACAGUCUUAAAAUAUUCAGAUUUCCCCAGCUUUGAUUCAUGUGAACCUAAAAGCCAGAGCUACACAGAGUUUUCAGGCAAGAAAAGUAUAAUAAAUCCCAAGCAUGUAACUUUGAAGGCAAAGAAACAACCAGUUUCACAGUUGCUUAAUAUCACAGGAUGUUUUAUAGGAAGCCAUAGAAGAAUGAAGGGGUGCAAAUUUCAGUACAAGAUGAAAGUGAGGCAUUGGUUUGAAGGUGUGGGCGAGGCAUCACUCCUUGCUGCUGUGGAAACUAAGAUUCCACCACCCAAGUCAGUGACUGAUAAACACUCCUUCGAAGCAACAGCAAGGGGCACUCUGUAUAACAAAACACUUCACAGAAAUCUGCAUGGUCGUAUUACAGAGGAAAAGGUAGAGUUACAGGAAAAUUCAGCUACAACUUUCCUGGAGCCUAUAGAUUUCUUUUCGCCAAUUUUAUCUGACUCUGAAAGCCAGAUAAGCACAGUACAAUUAUUAGAAGAGAAAAUCACAUUGAACCCCAGACGUUUAACUCUGAAGGAAAAGGAGCCAGCAAUUUCACAAUUACUUAAAAUCAGAGGGCGGUUUACCACAAAACGCAGGAAAAAACUUGGAUCCAGUUUAAAAACCAAAAUGCAACAGAUACGUCAAGGUAAAAAUGUGGCUGAUACAUUUCCAACUACCAUGUACUUCACACCAGAUACCUCUGACAUUGAAAGACAAAAUAGAUUCAAAAUAGGGAUGGACAGAAUAUCAAGGUUUAGUCAUGUACAACCAACACAAAUGCAGUUGCCAGUUGAAGGGCUACUGAUUUCACAACCACUUAAUCCCACUGGUCAUGCUGCUUUAAGCAUUAAUGAACAACAGGAAAAGAAGAGAGACAGAAAGAGAGAGAAGACUGCAUUAAAUGUGGACCUAAAAUUUGUAUAUGAGUCUAUGCCUAUUUUAUCACACAUCACAAUGGAGCAGUCACCUAGUACCUGGGGUAUCUAUGAAGACUCUUCUGAAAAGAGACAUACCCUAAGCAAAGCAGGUGCUAGUUCUGCUUAUGCCUACGCACCUAUGCAUCCUAAAAUCAUAAAACAUAAAGCUAAGGCAAAAACAGCAGAUGUGAAAAACACUGUGCAUACCAAACGGAUGAGACUGAAGGCAAAGAAGCCACCUGUCUCCCAGCUGUUUCAUACUAUAGGUUGUGGAACCAGAAGAAACAAAAAGGAACCGAGACAUGAAAUGAAGAAACAGAAGGAGUUCCAGCAAGAUAAAACCAUAGCAGAUUUAUUUCUGAACACUGUUUGUGAUUCUGGAUCUCUUUCAUCUCAAAUUAAACAAUUUACAGAAGGAGAACGGGAGAAAGACAGGCCAAGUAAGCCGAUUUACCUUCUUCCACAGGUAGAGCUGGUGAAGUCACUAGACAAAAGAAAAAUGUCAUCUUCAGAGUCCACUGAUAUAAAGAGUACUAUAUCAAGAAAUAUCAAAACACUGAAACAGUGUAUUAGAGAGCAAAAAGAAAAGGGCCGAAUCGUUUUACUAGACAUUCUCCCACAAUGUAGAGAUCAGUUAGUGAUUAGCCAAGAAGUGAAGAAGGAGCUUGACCAUGUGAAAAUAGGAGUAGCUUUGAACAGAGAAGUCCACCGUGGUCUAGCUUCCCAGAAGAGGGAAAUCAGUUACACUGGGUUAGACAUCCCAAGAAUCAGAACACAUACAGAAUAUGAAUUCCUUGUUGCACGAAGAGCAAAGCACAAAGAUGCAGACGUAGUCGAACAUUCAGUUUCAGUUCCAGGGGGGAGAAGAGUAUCCAAGAAAACCAAUGUUUCAGUAAAUUCAAAAGGACAGAAUAUAUUUCUUAAAGAGUUGGAUGCUUCUCAACAGAUGACUCGCAAGGAGAAAGAAUUCCGGAAACAAGGAAGUAUUUCACAGACAAUUUGGGGAUCUUUUGCCUUCUCCAUUAUGGAACCUUCUCAUCUGAAAAACACAGGAAAGGUAGCUGAGGAAGAUACGUCCACUAACAAAAGGACUAUUUCACAUCUAUUGAGAAGAGAAGACAUAAAAGAAACUGAUAUCUCACGAGCUUCAAAAGGACAGCAGUUUCUUUGCACCAAUCUGCAGGUCCGGCAAACUAUGUCUGCAGUGCAGAAAGGAGAGGGGAAACCAGAUGGCAUUCCUGUAAGUAUUAUGGAUUCUGUGUCGCAUCCAAAUAGAGAGCGUCUUCAGGUAACACAGGCAAUAAAUACAAAGAAAGAAGACAUAAGCACUCCUAUAAGUUUACAUGUACAUCCAUGGAGAAAAGAGCAAUCAAAGUUAAUGGAUAUUCCAUUAAGAUUAAAUGGAUGGAAAAUGACUUUUUCUGAAAAACUGAGGGCGAAGCAAUUCCAUAGUUCUAACCAGAAUAAAGAAAAUAUUCUGGAAUCCAUUUCUUCUUGCAUAUUGGAUCAACUCUAUAAUGGAAAGCGAAAGAAAAAAGUCUCAGCAAAAGGAAUGAGUUCAAAAGUUUUGAGUUCAGUGGUAGACAAAGCACUGAAUGAAGUAGAUACUCCAGUAGAUCAACCUUAUAUUAACUUGCAUAACAGAAGAAGAAAGGAACAUCAAAAAGAGAGUACAUGCGAGGUUCUCCAAACAUCAGUUUCUCAUUCCUCGAUGGAUGUACUUCAGAUUAAGUUGCCAUGUGUAAAAAAAACAUUGAAGGCUCCAACAUACCACACUGCAAAUACAGAAGGGAUUGGCUUGCAUGUGGAGGGAAAUGAAGAGCAUCCAGAAUGUAUACAUCAUACUUCUCCAAAGUCUGCAUCUCACUCUUCGAGGGAUGUAUUUCAGAGUAAGACACCAUCUGAAAAGAAGGCAUCAGAAGAAGUAGUUAGCACUAUGGAAUACAUUCCAAGUACAGAAAAAAUUAGCUCACUCUUUACAGGAAAAGAGACCAAGGUGCAGACAGAUAAAUGUAAAUCAGCUAUAAAACUGUCAAGCUUGUGUACUUCCUUACUGUCUCUAUCACAUACUAAUGUGGAUUCGAGAAUAAAAGUAGGGCAAGAGAAGUCAGGAAUACCAAGGAGCUGCCUUCCACCACUAAAGCACCAGGUAUCACCAAAUGUCAGGAAAACUUCAUUUGCAGAGUCUGUUAAUAGAGGUAGCUUAAGCAAUGUAAGAGAAUCAGAACAUUUGCCACAGGGAGAAAAGGAAGAUAGAAAAACUGUAGUAUAUGUGAAAGACAUAAUGGGUGUCAAAUGUGUCGCUUUUAAAGGAAAGAAAACACCUUUUAAACACACACUGCAUGGAAAAGAACCACAGUGGAACAAAGAACAAGAGGAAACGAUGCAGAAAGAUAAAAGCGAUCUAGAGAUAGUUCAGAGCAAACGCCAUGUUUCCAUUCCUCCUCCACCUCGUGUGGAAUGGGAUCCUGAGAUAGGACAGGUGCUCUUGCGAGGGAUCGCAAGAUUUUGUCUUCCGUCACUGCCGCUCCAGAAAUUAUCAGAUGCAAUGGGAAUAUGUGAGGAACCGGCUGAUGAUAUUUUAAGCAGUAUAAGAAAGGCAAAAUAUGUGCCACAGAAAGAUAGAGGGGAAAUGGCCUUGGAAGCAAUCAGGCAUCCCAAAAGAAUAGUUUUGAAGGCAAAACAGAGUUCAGUUACACAGGAAUUACAGUUGGACAUCAAAGAAAAAGUGAAAGAGAUGGAGAAAGAUAAACAAGUUGGGAUUUGGAGCAAAUCUUGUGUUUCCAUCGCUAUUCCUCCUGACUCAGAAGUGGACACAAGAUUGCUAAUAAAAGCAAGAUCUUCUUUCCUACAAACAGAACUCAAGGAGUCCUCAGAUACAGGAAAAAAAGCAUACAAACAGGCUAUUUAUGGUGAUACCUCAAACAGUGUAAAAGAAGCCAAGGAACAUGAUAUAAUGGAGGAAGAAGAGGAGGGAGUAAAAAUGAUUAAAGUCAUACUUUGGAGGAAAAAGAAAUCAAUUUUACAGGAAAUCCAGCUGGACAUCAAAGAGCAAGAAGAGAAGAGACAAAAAAUUAAAAGUGAGCCAACUGUCCUUGUGACCAAUACUAGCACUUGCGUACCUGCUCCUUCUCAUUUACAAGUGGAUACAAAGAUAAAAAAAGCAGACUAUGUAACUGAAGUAACAAGAUACUCUCUUCCAGCACUGUCACAGCAGAAAUCAUCAGAUGCAGUGAAAAAAGCAAAUGAAAAGUCCACUGAUGGUGAUCUCACAAGUGAUGUACAAGAAGCAAAAGAACAUACACCACAGAAAGAAGAGACUAAGGCAGAGAAAUCAGCCAAGAGAGACAUGAUGCACCCAAAAGGUGAAGAUGUAGAAAGAAAGAAAGCACUAGUACAGGACAUACCGUUGAAUCUUAAAGAGCCCGUGAAAGAGGAUCCAGAAAGCGAAGAGCAGGGGAAAGUGGAUGGAGGAGGUAAAUGUGAACAAGAAGUAGUUCUGCCCACAAGCUGGGCUUCUGAAUCUUCUCUAACUCACCAUGAAUUGAACACAGGAAUAGAAGGAGAAGAAGACAGGCAAGGGAUAACAAGAUCUGCUGUUUCAGAGCUCCAGCUACAGAAGUCAUCUGAUGCAGGGAAAAGAGUGUAUGCAGAGGCAGCUGGAGAUGACAUUUCUAAUGAUGUCAGAGUAGUACCAGAGUAUGAGCCACAGGAAGUAGAAGAUAGAAGAAAAAUAGUAAAUAUAAAAUACAUAAUGUAUCCCAAAGGCACAACUUCCAAGGCAAAGGUAUUACCACUUCCACAUGUACUCAACACCUCUGGGGGUUGUGACCGCCGAAUUACAGAAGUACAGACAAGCGUGAAAGAAAAAUCAAGAUACAUACAAGAAAGAAGUGAGCUAGAUAAGGUUCUGACAAGACCUUCUCCGCCUCAGUUUAAAUUAAACAAAGGUAUAGAAGGCAAGGAAGAGAAACGAGUAACAAGACCCUUUCUCCCACCCUCAUGGCAAAGGGAAUCAUCAAAUGCAGAGAAAUUGAAAUAUACAGUACUACCUUUGAAUGCUAUUUCAAACGAUUCGAAAAGAACAAAAUACAUGACACAGAGAGAAGAGGAUGAAAAGAAUACUUUUGAGAAAGACAUAAUGCAUUCCAAGUAUAUAGCUUUGAGGGCAAAAAAAUCACCCCUUUCCCUUAUACUCAAAACAAAGAAAUUGCAAGUGAACAUCAAAGAACAAGUGAAAGUGGGACAAGAAGAUAACAAGGAAACCGUUGUGCUUCUGAGCAAAAUUCAUCCUUUUCUCACUUCCUCAACUCAUCUUAAGUGGGACACAAAAGAGGGGGAACAUGAGCCAGAAGUAAUAAGAAAUGAUGCGCCACAUCUUGAGCUCCAAGAAUUGUCGUCCCCAGGGCAAAUAGCAUCUACAGAGUCCCCUGGUAUCCAUGUGAAGAAGGGAGCACAAUGCCCACAACAGGCAGAAAGGGACAGAGUACAAACAGAAGCCAUGAAUGACUCAAUGCAGCCUCAGGGCUCAGAUUUUAAGACAAAGACAUCACCACCUCCUCAUGAAUUCAGUGUCACUGAGCACAGUGCUUCCAACGAGAGAGGGGAGCCUCAGUGUAUAAAGGAGAAAGUAGAAGAGGAGCAGCAAAGAAUGGGAGAUCCCAACGUGGCUCUGACAAAAACUCCUCCUUCCACACCUUCUCCAUCUUACCACAGCUUGGACACAAGAACCAAAGUAGACAAAGACUUGCUUGCAAUUACAGGAUUCUCUCCUCCACAACUGCUGUGCCCCAAGUCAUGUGCAGGAAAAACCAGAUAUGCAGAUUCCAGUGAAAGCACUAGAUCAUGUAAUAUAGUAAUAAAAGCUUAUCAACAUGUGCCAAAAACAGACGUAAAGGACAGAGUAAAAAUAAAAGGUGGGAAAGGUAGAAGAUUCCCCCAAAUAAUUACCUUGACAGCAGAGAGAACCCCAUUUCCACAUCUACCCAGUAGAAAGAGGCUACCUUUGAACAUUAAAGAGCAAGGAAAAGAAGUACCAGAAGACAAAAGUGAACCAGAAAUGGUUCUGAAGGAAACCUAUGCCUCCUUACCUUCUCCAUCUUAUCUGAAAUGGGACACAAGGAUGAAUGAAAAGGAAGACACAUUAAGAAUAACACAAUCCUGUUUUCUACCACCAAAGAUUCAAGAUCCAUUCAGUUCAGGCAAAAAGCCAUAUAUUAAGUCAUUUGAUGUUUGUGGGUUAAAAGAGAAGGACAGACUCAAAACAGAUACUGAAAACAAAGUGGUCCCAACACCUAUGGCUAUGAGGGUAAAGGAAUUACCACUUUCACCUGUACCUGAUACCAAAAAAUUGCAGUGGAAAUUUAAAAAGCAAGAGAGAAAGGUGCAGAAAGAUGAAAAGGACCUAGCUACACAUCUGGAGAACAUUUGUACUUCUUUACUUACUCUACCGUACCUUAAAUUUGGUUCAAGAGGAGGAGAGGGGUACAUGAUGAGAAUUACAAAACUGCCUCUCCCACACCUACCGUCCAGGGAAUCACAAGAUGCAGUGAAAACAGCAUAUGCAGAAACAACUGAUGGAGAACUUUCAAAUGCUGUAGAAAAAUGGAAAGAAGACACAUUACAGAAAGAAGUGAGGGAUAGAGAGAAAAACGUGGAUAUGAACAGUAGAGUGGAUCCCAAUGAUAGGUAUUUAAAAGCAAAGAAAUCGCCUCAUUUACUUAGAUACAAUCUAAGUGACCUUCGACGGAAAGCCAAAAAGCAAGAGGGAAUGGCUCAGGAAGGUCGGUGUGAGCCAGGUGCGGCGAAGCUGACUAAGACUUGUACUUGCCGAGCUUCUCUCCUUCACUUCAGCACAAAUACCAGAGAUGAGGAAAGGAGAAUGCCGACAUUCACGACACGCUCUUUUUCCUCAGGCAGCUCCCAGGAAUCAUCAGAUUCUAAGGACAGGGAAUGCACAGAGCCCAUUACCAGUGAUAUUUUGAUCAGUCCACGAAAAGGAGAGCAUCAUAUGCCCCAGAGAAAGGAAAAGGAUGGAGCAGAUAGAGUAAACCUUGGGUUUCCCAAACAUCAAGAAAAGAAGAUGCAGGAAAGCGAAGAUGAACCAGGUGUGGUUGUGUCCGGCUCUUCCUCUUCAUUAUCAUCUCUCCCUCAUCUGCAGCUGGAUAAGGAAAUUCAGGUAGGUGAUGAAGUGCUGGGACCCGCAAGGUCUGUUGCGGAGAGAGAAUCAAAUACCAGGGAAGUAGUACAUACAGAAGCAAUCCAUGGUGACGGCAUUACAGACGGUCAAAACGAGAAACAACUUGUGCCUCGGGAAGAGGAGCAGGACAGAGAAAAAACAACAGAUAUGAGAAAUACGACACGGAUCACAGAUAUAAGUUUGAAGUCCAGGAAAUCACCUCCUUCACUUAUGCUCCACAGAACAGAAUUGCAUCUGAACAUUGGAGGGCAAGAACAAAAGAAACAUGAAUGUCCAGGUAAACCAGCCUGUACAGUGCUAAGAAAAAUUUAUGUUUCCAGACCUCCAGCUGAACUCACACUGGAUAAAGGUAUACAAGUAGAUGAAGGUAGGCUUAGAAUUCAAAGACCCUCUCUAAUUCCACAAAUGCUUUCAGCAGUAUCAGAUAGAAAGAGGAGAGCAGAUACAGGGGCAAUUUGUGCUGUGAAUGAAAGAGAAAACAAACAAAUGUCACAGAAAGAAAAUAAGCUUGAAGUGAAAACAGUAGAUAUGACGAUCAGGAUGCAUCACAAGGAGGCCCGGAUCUCGUCAAUUUCACACAUCUUUAACACAAAGGAAUUUGUGUUGAAUAUUAAAGAGCUAAAGGAAAAUGUGUACAAAGGUAAAGAUGAGCUACCUGUGGUUUUGACAAGGACCUUUUUUUCUGUUCCAUCAGCCCCUCCCCUUUCUCUAGACUCAGGGAGCAAAAUAGACAAAGAUGUGCCAGGAUUUACAGGAUCCUCUCAUGCACAGCGAGAUGUCCAGGAAUCUUCAGGUAUCCAGAAAACAGGAAUUACAGAGGUAGUUGCUGGUGAGGGUGAAAUUGUUAAAAAAGCAGAACACUCCGUACCCCAGGAAGAGGCAGUGCAACAGUGGGCCUCAAACUUUCUGAUCAGUGUACGGCGAAGGAAUGAUCCUCCACGAGUCAAAUCUGAAGGAGAUUUGAGUCAGUUAGUUUUAAAUUCACAGCAUGAGGAUGUUUAUUUGACAGGAUUUGGUACCAGAAGUGGGAAAAGGCUGGAGUAUUUCUUUACAGGGCAGGAGGUUCAGCCAGAAAAAUACAAAACAGAAACUUUCACUACAUUUCUUUCCUACCCAACCAGGGAGCCCACUAAAAUUGGAAAUCUGAAGAAACAAACUGAAAUACUGGAUAACUUAAACCACAAAAUGAGUCCUAAGGUUUUAGUUUCGCCACCAAGGAAAAUAUCCAAGGAAAUAUAUAUUACAUUAGGUGCCCCUGUAAGUGCAAAAGGAUUUUCUGUUUCAGAGCAAGUUGCCCACCAACAAAAAACUUUAUCAAAAGCAUCUCCAGGAUCUGCAGAUUCAUAUCAAUUGGAUAAGUCAGAGAAUGGUAUACACAAUCGUGAUAAACGGAGCAAAAUGCUCUCUCCCAGAGUCUCAGCCGCACAGACAAAAGGAUCACUUGAGAAGACGAGAAUCACAGAGACAGAUGCCUCCCCAGGUAUAGAGGGACAAGAGAUUGUUGUGAAAAAGCAAGUGGUGCUACGGUCAGAGAGUGGACAUAAGACCUGGCUGGACUCCAGCUUUUCUCUUAAGUUCCCAUUUCAAAGUGGAAGGCAGAAGGCACCAUUGGAAACAGAUGUAUGCAAGGAAACUACAGUGUACCCUAGAAUACAAAUACUACCAGGAAUACACGUGGAUAUCACAGUGUUUGAUACCAUAGGAGGGAAAAGAGAGCAGGGAUUGCCAGUUCCAGAACAAGAGGAAUGUAUUCUCGACUCACUCCAGGAGUCUCUUUCUUCCCACUGGACUUUUCCACUUCAGUCUGGACACCUGGAGGAAAAAAAUAAGACGGACACAAGCACUACUGUAAAUCUGGAGCAAAAAACAUCAGAAGUGGAAGAAGGGGGAUUAAAAAUAGACAGAAACAUAGCUAUCCGCCUGGCAGCGGACAAAACAGAAACGCAUAAACACACCACGGUCAAGCGGGAGGAGAACAAGAAAAGGGACACAAGCAAUACCGUAAACCUGAACAUUGCAUCUCCAAAGGCACAGAAAUCUCAAAUUAACACUCAGGUGAUAACUCGUAUAGCGAACAGCUGCCCAAUCAGGCAAAAACAUAAAAAGGAGCUAGAAGUCUCGGAUGCAAAACAAAAUAUUCAGCCACAGAAAUUGUUUCAAAAACAUGUUCUGGAUUCAUUUUAUGCCUAUAUUCCUCUUUCUCUCAAAGUUAAAGGCUGGAAAGGCAGAUUGACAGUAGCAGAUUUGAAAGGAGAAUUGAGCCCCAAAUAUUUAACCAUGAAAAUCCCAAAUCAUCCAAUUUCACAGAUUCUUAACAACACGGGACGUGGCACUCCAAGCAAGAGAAAGAAAUUAGAGUAUGACUUGAAGAAACCAAAGAAAAUAGUUUUGCAGAGUGAAGAUGCCUCGGGAAUAUUUAUCAGAAAUCUUUCUAUUUCCGCAAUGAGUUCAUCUCAGACAGAAGAAAUAGUAGACUCUGAAACAAAUCGAGGAAGAAAAAAGAUACUCUGUCUCUCUGAAUUCCAGCAGAAAUCACCAAACACUCAGGGGAACAGCUCGAGCACUGUAAAAGAAGGGGACCAGCAUUUUAUAAACACAGCUCCACAGGAUUCCCAGCCCUUUGUGGUGGAGGGGCAACGAAAGCAAAAACUCCCCAGUGUCAAAACAGAAGCAAAUCUCCGCAGCAAAACAAAAAAAAAGAUUUUCCUUCCACAAACAAAAGAAGAAAGGGUUGUUCCAGGGCAUGACAGUUCAAGGACCAUGAAAGAACCUGACUUGCUUAUGACUGAAGAUGAAGAAAAGGCACCCAAACCCAUUCUGACACCAACAGAGGGUCUACUCAUGUCUGACCAUCCGAAGGACAAUGUGGACACCCACAUGGAGAGUACUCUAAUUAUGAUUAUCUCCCCUCCAGGACUAGAAGUACCACAACAUGGGAUUCAGCCAUUCAAAACCAUGGAGAGUGGCUCACCCCCUCAACAGAGGGGUCAGAGCAAACCCAUCCAGGACGCAACCACACAAAAGGUCCAGCAACAAAAAACUUUUCCAGGAAUUGGGCCUAUACCAUCCCAAGUUAAAAGUAAUGAAAUAGAAGGAGUGGCACAUAGUACAAGUACAGAAAGUUUACUUCCUCUUUUUGAAGCAAUUAAGAGUGUCUUUGAAUCCCAGAUAAAAAUGAUCCAUGACAAAAUUUGUGAAGAUAUACUGGAAAAGGUAAAAGCCCCAAAACCUGAUGAUUGGAAGUCACCGCCACAUGAAGGGAGCCCAGAUACAACAUCCACAAGGACACCUCCCAAAAUGCAGCCAAAGCCCAUUUUAAAACGUUUUACUCCCAAAGAAAACAAUAAGCUCAUUAAUCAUUUUGAGUCAAAAUCAUUUGAAAUAAAACUGAAUCUGAUGCCAGAGAUGGCAAAACAAUCCUUCCAAAAGUUUAACUUUUAUCUAAAACAGUCUGUUUCAGAAGAUAACCGUUGGAGGCUAUACCCAAGACAUAAAAAAAUGUGCUUUGUGUCUCUAGAAGGGAUUGAUAGUAUAGAACUUAACUUAAAACAGAAAUACACCAAGGAUUCACUGCCUGUCAGGGGUAUGAAGACAUUGAUUGUCAGUGUUUCCAGGGACAGCAAAGAGAUCAUUACAAAGUUGAAGAGUAUUAGUAAGCUAGAAAGUAGAGCGUCUUCAGUGACUUCUGCUAAGCAGAUGCCAUUGCCUCAUAUUCUUCAGAACUACUCAGUAGAAGAAGAAGACAAACUGCGCAUACACUUUUCUAUGAAAACACUGGAGAUUCAAAUGAAAGCCUUUCCCAGAAUUGUAAGAGAAUCUUAUGCAAUGGCCAGGCCUCAGAAUAUAAGGAAACCUUUAUCUAAAUGUAUUCAUUCUGGUUUCAAAGUACCAAAACGAAAAAACAGAAUUUUGUUACUUUUUGAGGAAAAGUCUCUUCAUCAAAUAGAUCUUGAUUUACAAUACAAAUACCUUCGUUUUCUCCUGGGGCUUCCGGUCAGACAUAUAUUCCCCAAACCAGCUGCACUUCCCAAACAUACUCUUAAGUUAAACACGGUAGCAAUAUGUGAGAAUAUAGGUAACAGGGGAGAAAGUGAUGGUGGUCUCUGCAUUGAUAAAGAACUGUUAGAACAGCACAUCUCUUUCAAGAAGCAAAGUCCUCAUGAAAACUCAAAAUUGAGAAAAUUCCUGGAGCCACCCCUUGUGUGUGCUCCUGACCCCAAUCAACAAGGCACAGUGGCAAGAGAUACUACAGCUCUUUCAAAGUUAAAAUCCCACAGGACUCUGGAAAAAGAUAAACAAUGUCAUGUAUGGUUUCAAGAAACAGAUACAUCCAAAUCUUUUGAUUCGAAGACUCAGGAAAGCACUCCCAGUUUAGUUGAUUCCCGUUCAACUCAGAUUUCUGAAGAUUUUACCCAGAGUCAGACAAAUAUUGAGAGUUCAGCCAACUUGGAGGAAUGCUUAGCUCUUGAAGCACGUGAGAGUGAAGAAUGUAUGUUUUUAGGAGCCAACCCUUAUUUAAGUCAGGAUUCACGAGACAUUCUAUUUGAAUUACAGAAAGGCAUUCCUUUGGAAAAUCUGUACAAGAUGAAAAAAAGGAAAACUAAUUUGAAACCAUUGUACAGGGAAGAUUCGGGUUCCCAACAUGUAAGAGGCUGUAGAAAACACUCCUCAGUCGUCACACCUUCCUGCGAAUCCCACAAAAGCAGGAAAUAUAGGUUGUCCUCUAAAAUGCCAUCUCCUGACUGGUUGUGCCACGGUUCAUUAAAUGCUAUAGAAGUUCCGUCUAGAUCAUCUUCUCUUCCAUUCAGUGGAGAGAAGUCUUCAAGGACUACAAGGUGCAGAACCAACCAUUCUUUAGCUCCCUUAACAGAAUCAAAUAUCAAAUUACAUCUUGCAAAAGGCCAAGGCAAACCUCACAGGCAUAUGGAAAGCAAAGAAGGAAAGAAGGCCAAAAUUGAUUUAUUUAGAAAGAACAACAUUCAUUGGGACUGUGAUUACAGUUGUACACAGAAUAAAGAGAAACGCACGAGAAAGAAGAAAGUCCAUAAUUAUGAGUCAGAAAGACCAAAUUACUGCCCAAGCAAACCUAAGUUACCAUCAAAGCUUCCUCAAGAGGAUAUCAACUUUCAUUUCGAAAGAAGACAAACCCAGCCAUUUUUUUAUGCCUGUAUACCAGCAGACUCACUGGAGAUUGUGCCCCAAACCAUUCGCUGGACUAUUCCCCCAAGAACUUUACGGAAAACAAACUUCAGGGUUCCUCUGGUGGCAAAGCUUUCAAGUUCUUUCAAUAUAUGGACUUCACCCAAGAAGAUUUUGGAGUCCCUCCUGGAGUCCUUCAGUCCAGUUUGUCCAAAUUGAUAUUAGCACAUCUAGAGUCAUCUGAAGUGGAAAACUGGUUGCUAUUGUGUUAUUCUGUGAAAAAUAAAACCACAUAAAGUCAAA